Molecule: messenger RNA, 861 nt
Organism: Daldinia vernicosa
Lineage: Eukaryota; Fungi; Ascomycota; Sordariomycetes; Xylariales; Hypoxylaceae
Exons: 3
Coding region: 336-698 (120 amino acids)
Source: RefSeq, a predicted model, not a curated record
GCUACCCGUUGCUAUGUCAUCGGCGCCUGACGCUUUCAGCUGAUUGAACCAUUUUCUGUUUCAUUGUUUACAGCAGACAGGUACCUGUACACUAGCAUACACUAGCUACAUGUAUGCAGCUAAUACGUGAGUUAAAGGUCUCCCCACAUGAUAUAAGCCCCUUGUUCCUUGCCGUUCCUUGUCGAACGAUAGAUCCAAACUCUUUAUUGUUGUCUUCAUCAAAUCUUAUUGUUUUAGGCUCGCAAAGGUCGACAGCUUAAGACAAGCUCGAAAUUACCUUACCUUACCUACCUCCUACCUCUCUAUAUCCUACCGUAAACAAUAAAAUAGACAGCAUGGCCGACGAAAACAAGGAGCAGCAGCAGCCUUCAGUCGACGAGACUCCCAUUUCCCCUAUUCGCCCGAACGGUGAGAGGAGGAACUCACUCGAACAACACUUGAAGCAGCGUCCUGACCGCUCCGAGCUUAUCGAGAGGAAUAUCUUGCCUGCUUCGAAUGUCGCCCCUGGCCUCCAGGAAAAGCAGAGGGAGCUCGCAAGACACAUGCGCGCCGACUCGCUCAACGACAAGAUCUCCCACCGACCUCCUCCUGAGAAACUAAUUAAGGAUGGUGUACUUCACGAAGACCCCCGAUCGCCCGAGGAGAAAUACCAAGAGGCCAUCGAGGAGGAAUAUGCCAAACGCGAGGGCGGUGCUUAAAUGAAUGAAACGGGUUUGCUGGUCGUGAUACUCCUGGAUUGCUAUGAUGAUUUGAUAAAUGCUAUCGGUUGAUAUCGAGUACUAUAUGGGUGGAAGCUUGCUGUGAAUUCAUGUGAAAUCUAAUAAAAUAUAACCACAAAUAUAUUAUUAUGCGAGAUGGAAA